UUUUAUCCUGAAACGACAACAAACUAAUCUUCGCUGUUACAUCCGAUAGAUACCUGUUUUUUUGUCAUUUUAAUGAGCGUUUUGUUGCACAACCUCAGCAGGGAGAGAGAAAUGGAAAAUGUGCAUCUGGCUGUGGAGGAGGAGGAUAUUUAUUCGGGUUACAACGACUAUAAUCCAACAUUUGACUCCGAAGAGUUGGAGAAUGAUGUGGGAUUUCAACAAGCAGUAAGGACAAGUCAUGGAAGGAGACCUCCUAUGACUGCUAAAUUUCCUGGCACUGCCAUUGGAGCUCGACCAUUAGCUACUGCAUUUGGAGCUCGGAUCCCUUUGGCCUCUUCAAUGGGCCGACCUAUGACUGGAGCUGUUCAGGAUGGAGCAGCCCGACCAAUGACUGCAGUCAGAGCAGCCGGUUACACCUCCUCCCUGACCCGUGGCUCAACCUUUGACCCUCUGGGCCAGUCCAAAGGCCCUGCUCCUCCACUUGAAGGAAAGAAUGAGGACACGCCUGAGGAGAAGAUCAAGAUCCUGGAGAAGAAAGUGAACGACCUGAUAGAAGAGAGCUGUAUGGCACAGAGCAUUGGAGCCUUACAACUGGCACUUGAAAAAGCCAAAGAGGCGGGGAGGAAGGAGAGAGCUCUGGUGAGACAGAGGGAACAAUCUGGCAAUGCUGAACACAUCAAUCUGGACCUCACCUACUCUGUUUUGCUGAACCUUGCCAACCAGUACGCGAACAAUGAAAUGUAUCCAGAGGCUCUGAACAGCUACCAGGUCAUCGUCAAGAACAAGAUGUUUAGUAACGCAGGACGCCUGAAAGUCAACAUGGCCAACAUCUACGUGAAACAGAAGAGCUACCCCAAAGCCAUCAAGUUCUACCGGAUGGCUCUGGAUCAGAUCUCCAAUGCUCACAAAGAACUGAGAAUCAAGAUCAUGCAGGAUAUCGGCGUGGUUUUUGUCCGCAUGGGCCAAUAUUCAGACGCCAUAACUUCUUUUGAGCACAUCAUGAGCGAGAGCCCCAACAUCAAGACGGGCUUUAAUCUCAUCCUGUGUUACUACGCCAUCGGAGACAGGGAGAGGAUGAAGAAGGCCUUUCAGAAACUCAUCUCUGUUCCUCUGGGCAUCGACGAUGAAGACAAGUACAUCUCAUCUAAUGAUGACAACGACUCAAAUAUGGUCAUCGAAGCCAUAAAGAACGACAAGCUUCACCAGAUGGAGAGAAAUCUCAAAGUCCUGGCUGAGAAGUACAUCAUGACCGCAGCUAAGCUCAUCGCUCCUGCCAUUGAAACAUCUUUUGCUACCGGAUUUGACUGGUGUGUGGACAUAGUGAAGAGUUCUCAGUAUAUCGAGCUCGCCAACGAUCUAGAGAUAAACAAAGCGAUCACCUACCUCAGACAGAAGGACUUCAACCAGGCAGUGGAGACUCUGAAGACAUUUGAGAAGAAGGACAGCAGAGUGAAGAGUGCUGCAGCCACCAACCUGUCCUUCCUCUACUUCCUGGAGAAAGAUUAUGACCAGGCUGACCGAUACGCUGACCUCGCCAUGACGGCUGAUCGCUACAACCCCGCUGCUCUCAUCAACAAAGGAAACACGGUGUUUGUGAAGCAGGACUAUGAAAAGGCUGCAGAGUUCUACAAAGAAGCUUUGAGGAACGAUUCCUCCUGCACCGAGGCCCUCUACAACCUGGGUCUGACCUAUAAGAAACUGAAUCGUCUGGAUGAGGCUCUGGACUGUUUCCUGAAGCUCCAUGCCAUCCUGAGGAACAGCGCUCAGGUCAUGUACCAGCUGGCCAACCUAUAUGAGCUUCUGGAGGACCCCCAGCAGGCGAUCGAGUGGCUGAUUCAGGUCCUGAGUGUGACUCACACCGACCCCCAGGCACUGGCCAAACUGGGAGAGCUCUACGAUAGCGAGGGGGACAAAUCCCAGGCUUUCCAGUACUAUUACGAGUCCUUCAGGUACUACCCCUCCAACAUCGAUGUGAUCGAGUGGCUCGGGGCUUACUACAUCGAGACACAGUUCUGUGAGAAGGCCAUCCAGUUCUUUGAAAGAGCCACACUCAUACAACCAACUCAGGUGAAGUGGCAGCUGAUGGUGGCAAGCUGCUACAGGAGAAGUGGAAACUACCAGAAAGCUCUGGAAACUUAUAAGGACAUUCACCGAAAGUUUCCAGAAAACGUGGAAUGCCUGCGUUUCCUGGUGAGGCUGUGCACAGAUAUGGGACUGAAUGAAGUCCAGGAAUACGCCACCAAGCUGAAGAAAGUGGAGAAGAUGAAGGAGAUCAGAGAGCAGAGGGUGAAGUCAGGGCGAGAGAGCAGCUCCAGAGGUCGCAGAGAGGGCAGCGCCGGGAGUGCAGCAGGCGUCUCCUCGUCUGUCUCCUCUCCUAAGAUGGGUACACUCCUAAGCAACACACUGAGCCCAGUAUACAGAAAGACGGAUGUUAAAGCAGGUGAGAGAAUGAAAGUAUCUCAACCUGAGUCUCAACAAACCAGUCCUCUGCUGGACUCGGGGAGAGACAGCGCCCACAGCAGCAGCACUAAAGGAGAGCGUCUGAGCGCCAAGAUGAGGUCACUUCCUGGAUCCAACGAGCCGUACGAGGCCAGCAGCCCAAAAGAAAUAGAUGCGUCCUACGUGGACCCUCUGGGGCCGCAGAUGGAGAGACCGAAGACGGGAGCCAAGAGACGCGUGGAGGACGACGACUUUGCAGACGAGGAGCUGGGAGACGACUUGCUGCCGGAGUAACUGCUUCUGACUCCACUGAUACCGUGUUGUCAGGACAUUUGGUUCUUUGUCACCUUUUAUGAAAGGACGGAGCACAAAGUAGACCCCUAGACCCAAGCAUUUUAUACUCUGUGAAAUGAAUAUUAUUAGAUAAAGAUGUGACUCUGCUUUUCCACUUCUGAGUUAAGAAGUGAGAUGUCUUUACCUCUUUCAGAUCGCUCAUCUCUGCCUUAAAUCUGCUUGAUAAACAUCCUUUUCUAUCGUCAAUAUUUAUACAUAUUCAUUUGGCAGAGGAAGGUCUGGGUAUAUGAAAUGAAUGGAAACGAGUCUGGCAGUCUGGAAACAUUUUGACAUUUUGUUUUGGCUCUGUACUCCAACAGAAUGAACUUGAGAUGUAAGAAACAAUCCCAAUGCAUUGAAAGUGUUGACGUUUAACUUCAGUUUGACUGUUUACAUUGCUUUCUGACGAAGUGUUUGGAAAUGAUACACCUUUUGGACAUGCUGUACUCCCAGGGGUAAACAAGGUCUUUAUUUUAACCCAGUGUUUGGGCACAGAGCCAAAACAAGGAGUAACAUAUCGCUGUCGAAAUAUUUUCAACUCAAAUGUGUGUUUCCAAGUGUGUGAGCCUGGGAACCUUCUGGAAAAUCCAUCAACAAUUUAUGUAAUCCAUCCAUUUCUGGUCCUCUUUGGUUUUACAUUUUAUACUUAUUCCAAAAAUGUUUAUAUGUAGUAUAAUAUUUAUUUUUGUUUGUUGUUAUAUAAUUUAAAAAAUAAAGUAUUUUGUCUAUUCAAAA
Messenger RNA from Gymnodraco acuticeps, 3507 nucleotides. It is a transcript of the gene ift88, whose product is annotated as intraflagellar transport 88 homolog. Gene Ontology annotation, biological process: intraciliary transport; inner ear receptor cell stereocilium organization; non-motile cilium assembly. The record is from RefSeq and is a predicted model, not a curated record. Gene Ontology annotation, molecular function: kinesin binding. The transcript is spliced from 27 exons. The coding region runs from base 73 to 2733 and encodes 886 amino acids. Gene Ontology annotation, cellular component: centriole; ciliary basal body; non-motile cilium. Lineage: Eukaryota; Metazoa; Chordata; Actinopteri; Perciformes; Bathydraconidae.